Oncorhynchus keta (chum salmon) is the source of this 3842-nucleotide messenger RNA. RefSeq names its product centriole, cilia and spindle-associated protein-like. Gene Ontology annotation, molecular function: microtubule binding. NCBI's taxonomy places the organism in Eukaryota, Metazoa, Chordata, Actinopteri, Salmoniformes, Salmonidae. Gene Ontology annotation, cellular component: ciliary transition zone; spindle; cytoskeleton. The record is from RefSeq and is a predicted model, not a curated record. Gene Ontology annotation, biological process: regulation of mitotic spindle assembly. The transcript has 4 exons. The coding region runs from base 200 to 1105 and encodes 301 amino acids.
AUGGAUAAAUAUCUUUAACGCCAGGGUUGAGAGGGCUAUAUUCUGACGACGAUUCAAUGCCAAGAUAUGCGCAACAACAGACUGUUAUAAUGGAGGAAUACUUGAAGUGAAAAUUAUGUUGUUCUGUAAUUCUCCAUAAUGAAGUCCGGGUGAGGGUUUGUGAGCUAAUCAAAAUUGUACCUAAGCAAUAACAGGAAUCAUGGUGACUAAGAAAAUCCGUACGGAGUACAUGAAGAAAUUCAAAGAGCCGAAAUGGGAGACGUUUUCCAAGUGCUACGAGGACUCAGUGAAGUACAGGUUGACCAGGCGGGUGAUGGAACACGCUCACAAACCUCUGUGGUUCUGGGAGGGGUGGGAUACCUCGACCGGGUCAGACUCCAGCGCCAGUGGGCGGUCCACCCCCAAGGAGAGGAAUAAAGUCGCGCCUGUAGACAUCAAACUUCAGACACCACCAGUGAAGUCAGAAUCAAGGGAGAGCCCGAAACCGAAGCCUCCUUCUGUGAAUGGGGAACCAGAAUUGGAGGCCAAGGAGUUUACCCUCUUGGAUGCACUACCACCCACAGAGUCUGUAAUAGAGAACGGGGGCCUAAACGAACCAGAUGAGGGGACAGUUAACGGGUCAGUAGUACAACAUGGUCCAGUGGCUAAAACGCCAACAGAUGAGGGACCAGCAGACAAGGCGUCAUCAGAUGAGGAGCCAGUGAAGACUGAGCCUAAACGUCGCCACCGCCACCGUGUCCCUCACUCAGAACCAUGUCAAAGGGACUGUUCCUGUGACGACAUCAAGCCUGCGCCUGUCAGGAAGCCCUCCAGGGCAAAGAGCCAGCCCCCAGCCAUCACUACAGAGAAGGAGAACAGACAACCUUCGUCACGGCUCGACUGGGCAGAGAGACACGCGUCAUCUGCUAGGAGGUCUACAAAUGAGAGUCGCACAUCCGACACAUGCGUCCAGACCAGACGGGAGUCGGAUAAACGCUGUUGGAACGUGGACCGCAGGAGGGCACGGUCCGCCGACCUGGAGAAGAUACGGCGGUCGGAGUUGGCCGUGGUGGAUGACCGUUGGAUGACCGAGUACAUGCGCUGCUUCUCUGCCCGGUUGAGGUAGAGCACAAGGAUCAUGGGUAUUCCACCACCACCCGUCGACCGUUCUAUUUUUAACACCAUGUUUCCUUAUUGAGGAUUGGUUAACAGAACUAAAUUAUUAGAUUGGUUUAGACACCAAUUAGGGCCCUGAGGCCACGUAACCUGACUAGGAAGAACUCAGGUCCAUAAUCAUAAUGUAUGGUUGAUUUGAUAAGUUGAUCGCUGAGUUGGCGAUAUGCCACUUUUCUUCCACAAGGGAUGACACAAUCAUAGUAGAAUAUUGCAAGAUAUGUAGUUAUGCUUCUAGAAAUUGGACUGGUUUGUACAUGUUUAUGCUGCUGACUACAGAGUAUGAUUUAUACUGUAUUAUUAGACAUUCCAAGCAUGAUGAUGGUCUUUACACUUCGCUUUAGUUUGGUGGCAUUUUUUACAUUCUGUGUUGAUUAUGUCAUUUCAGGCUAUAUCACAAAGGCAGCUGAAUAAAAUCCAAAAGUUAGAUCAGGGUUAUUCAACCGGGAGUACUGCAGGGGGUCCGCAAUAAUAUAUAUACUAAAAGCUACAGUAGAAAAUAGGAGAAUGCUUUUAUUUGCAACUUUAUUUCUCUAUUCCUAAUAUUGAGCAAGUUACACUCAUUAGAGCUAGUUACACUCAUUGGAGCUAAUUACACUCAUUAGAGCUAAUUACACUCAUUAGAGCUAAUUACACUCACUGGAGUAUCUGACAUACUGUAGGCUUUGACAAAGCACCUGCUGGUAAGCUGUCUUGUCUUGCAUAUUCAUUUUUGUGAACACAUUCAUCCCCCAAAAAUUUGGAGUUACCUUUCUAGCUAAUAGGUUAUGUUAGAGUUUACACUUCCCCUUCCAAUUAUAAUGGGGGAGGUCAAAAUAAUGAAAACCUAUCUACCAAAUCUAUUAAUUUAAAAAUGUUGAUUAAUUCUCCUUGCCAUUCACCUGAUGAUAAGACAAGACAUGCGGAGGAAAAAGCAAGCGUAUGAUGGGGGUCGCCGGUUUACAGGCAGGGUUCCUGGGGAAGAAUUGACAUUUUUUAUUUAACUAGGCAAGUCAGUUAAGAACAAAUUCUUAUUUACAAUGACGGCCUACCCCGCCAAACCCGGACGACGCUGUGCCAAUUGUGCACCGCCCUAUGGGACUCCCAUCGAUGUGAUAUAGCCUGGAUUCAAACCAGGGACUGUAGUGACGCCUCUUGCACUGAGAUGCAGUGCCUUAGACCGCUGCGCCACUAGGGAGCAAGGUUGAAAACCCCUGAGUUAGAUGAAAGGACCAAACAAUUAUUGUUUUAGAUAUUACAGUAUUUUCAAACGACUAAAAGCCAUAGCCGAGGGGUUGUGGCAUAGAGCUGCAGAGAAAGAAACUGCUAGCGGGCUAAUAUCCUGCAUUAGCUUUAUUGUAUUAUGUUGCAAAUUUCAAUCUAAAUCUAGAAUGCAUUCCAGAGGAUUGUUUUUAUUAAUAUUUACAUUAAAGUUCUUAUCAUUAUUGUAGUGGACAGAAUGAAAUUGCAAUGUAACGUGGUAAAGAAAUGCCCUUAUGUGCUACAUUACCAAAUACGCUUUUUAGAGUAUGUCACUCACCAUCACCAUUGUCUUUGACAGGGUUUCGUAGGUUGACUUAUUUGAUGGUUAUUCUUACUGAAUUGUGAUGUCAGUACCAAGUUCUGUAUCUGUAAUUUAAAUUGAGGGCUAUUUUGACAGAAAUGAAGUGUUGUAUUUGAAAUCUUGGUUGUUGUGGGUUGUGAAAAAUGCUCAGUUUACAUACUUUUCCUUUUUACAAUGCUUAUUCAUAGUGCUAUUCACUCAGAAUGUUUUUACUCAUAAUGUAUACGUUUACAUUUCACUUUCACCAAAUCAUUCACUUUCACCUCUAUCUUAGCUUAGGAAUGGUUCCUUGAGGGAACGUUGGAAUGACGUUUCCAGACCGUCUCAUGGGGAACAUUGUAGGACCCCAGCAGUUUUUUGGAGUGGGGAAAUGGGUGUGGCUUUAAUUGACUAAUGCGUGUGCAAUCUGAUGAGACUUCCCUUGUGUCUGCCAGAGGGGAGUCUUUAGUGUGUGUGAUUGGUUGUGGUUGUAUGGGCAGAGAGAGCUCACUGUUAAGAAGAUUGGACUGGCAUUAUCUUACGGUCAUCUUUAUUCAGAGUGGUCAAAGAUCCAUUGCUGGUCAUGUGACACUUCCCUCCUAUGUCAUCAUGGAUUGGCAAAACAACCGAGUCAUUCUUUACUUGAACAUUGCAUUAUUUAUAAGAAGUUAUAGGAUUUAAUGUCAGGUUAUGACCAUGUCAAGAAAACUGAAGUGGCUGCUUAUAUCACAGACAGGUUUGACUAGUGUUUGUGUAUUCAUUGUCCUCUACAACAUUCCUUUAUGAAAAUGUUCAUUCCAAGAACCAUCUCUCAGGAAGGAAUAAGACACUAAUGAUUUGUCUAUAGACUUACUGUAACUACAAUGUGAUUAAAUGUGAUGUACUGUUUCAGGGGUUUGGAACACACUGAUUCAAAACUAAAAUGAUUGUUUUAUAUAGGACAUUAAUUGUUUGCGCUUUCUGAACAAAGAUUUUAGUUAUUUUUAUGUGUGGAUUUGAUUUGCAUAAGAUAUUAUUUGACCAAAAGUGAUAUGUGUAUCAUACCAUAGUACAUAUAACCAUGUUUGUGUUUUAUUUCAACAGAUGUUUACAUUUUUUUCACUGUAUUUGUAUUUGAAAACAUGCACAAUGAUAUAUAUUUUCAUCCACUUUGAAACAUUACUGUGAA